Molecule: messenger RNA, 1302 nt
Organism: Mesorhabditis spiculigera
Lineage: Eukaryota; Metazoa; Nematoda; Chromadorea; Rhabditida; Rhabditidae
Source: the annotation of a GenBank genome assembly
AUGACAGGCCGUGGGCGAGGCAGAGGCAUUGUGAAAGUACGGGCACCAAACUUGGCAGCAGCAAGACGAGAAACAGCGGCGCCGGUCGUACCAAAGCAAGAAACCCCGAAAACACGUGGCCGGGGGCGAGGGGGACGAGGCCGUGGUGCUGAAAGAGGUGCACACCGCGGAAAUUCGAAUAUUAUCCAAACGGCUGGUAUCUUCUCGGAUGGCCUCGCUGAACUUGAAAAGAAGAAUAGACCAGUCGAACGAGACUUGUUCGUGAAGGCUGAACGGCCUGUUCGUGCUAAAGAGAAGGAGAACGGUGGCGAAGAGGUUUCGAAAACGUCGGCAUCGGAAAGUUAUGACCAGUACUGGACGAUCGAUCAAAAAGAGGAAGAUGCCGAAUAUAGCGAACUGAUCGGCCCUGGAUUACUUUCUGACUACAAGAAGGGCACCUUGCCGCCAGUCGUCUUACCACACCAUGAUGAACAUCAGUUUUUACAAAUGCUGCCAUCUAAAGUCAAACGGGAAUUCGAGAUCAGUGAAGCAAAUAAUGAAGCAUCGGAAAAGGAUCAAGGCGCCGAUCGACAUGAACAAUUGCAACAUCGCCACGAUGUAUCCCAAUGUCACGAUGAUGACGAGACAGAUACGACGUUCGCCUUCAGUCAACUGGCAUCAAAAACAUUCAAGCGGAUGCUCGACGAGGGCAAUAAGGAACUUAUCCUGUUGCAACUCCCAACGAUUCUGGGAACCCUAGUGAAGGACCUUCCGGUCAAAGAAGAAGCCGUUGUGAAGCAAGAGCAUGAGCAAGCGGCCGAACAACCCUCGAGCGUAUCGACAGAAAUGGCCUCGCCCGAACAAACUGCAUUGCCAAGGGGAAAACUAAUCGGCUGCUUGGUGAUAAAGAAGGAUGGGCAAACCUUUAUGGAAGUCGGCGCGGAGAAGAUUGAUAUCACCGCGACCUUUUCUGGAACCACCGGCGAGGCAAUUGUCGGAAUCGAAUUAAAGGACCCGAUACCCCCCAGAAACUCGGACGAUUUCUUCGGUUAUCCUUCCACAAUUGAUGCGCAGGCGACGACGAAUGCUCUGUACUUUUUCGGGAAUGUCGAUAACCAUAUGACGGCCAGUGUUGACUGGCAGAAUAUUAGAGACACCCGAUCCACUGCUAAACAUGAUGAAGCGGAAGCACAUCAUGCCUCUAGCGGGGUUGGUCCAUUAGAAGACUAUCGACGAAAAUUCAAGGAACUGGGAGAACAGGGCAGGCAGACCGCAGAAUCGUUGAAGAGCGCCCUGGCGCGGGUACGGGAGAAGAGCCAUAAA